Molecule: messenger RNA, 765 nt
Organism: Cuscuta epithymum
Lineage: Eukaryota; Viridiplantae; Streptophyta; Magnoliopsida; Solanales; Convolvulaceae
Source: the annotation of a GenBank genome assembly
UUUCAACUGAAACUUUGAAUUAUUACUAGACGUAAUACUCGUGCGAUGUAUGGCAAAGUAGAGAGCUCCUAGGGCAGAGCCGCCGCUAUGUAAUUUCCGAUCUCGCGUAGGGUUUUUACUUCGCUGCCCUGGUGCGUCGUUUCUUUCAAUCGACGCAGCACUGCGACGGAUUGCCAUGGUUUGGACGUAGCUCGGGAUGGACGAUCGUGGCAGCGAGAAGAUGGUGGAAGAAGCAAGAGAGAGAUGUAUGGAUGAUCGGGACAUGGUCAGCGUGGAGAGGCUGAGCGCUCCAUUCGAUGGCAUGCAUUUGGGUCAUACGGCGGGUACGCCACUUAAAAAGGGUGUCAAUCGAGCGACGGGCCGACCUCCGCCUGAACCACCACCAUGGGUUGUACGAGGUGCUAGAGUCCGUGAAAGUUUUCCUAGUAAUUUUUAUCUGUUUGUCAUUUGUUUUCUUGUGUUCAUCUUUGUUCGUUGUUGGUUUUGACAAUUUGUUUGAGUUUUUAGCAUCUCUUUAUGUCAUUGGGUAUGGUUGGAUCUAUGGGAACAUGUUUGGCUAUGUCAAGCCCACUACAUGGUUAGCGAUUCGUGUUGCUCUUUCAGGGGUGAUCGUUUCAAAUUCUCACCAUAGGGUUACAGUCGUAGUUGUUGGAGUUUCAAUUGGUGCCAGUUUUAUUUUCCCUUUGCUUGAUGUAAUAAUCCUGAAUCUUUUGAUAUAAAUAGAGGCUAAAAAAAUUACACUAUGUAAAGUAGCACUUCGUAUGG